Caenorhabditis remanei is the source of this 1410-nucleotide messenger RNA. RefSeq lists its product as uncharacterized. The transcript is spliced from 13 exons. Bases 1 to 1410 code for a protein of 469 amino acids. Gene Ontology annotation, molecular function: chloride channel activity. Lineage: Eukaryota; Metazoa; Nematoda; Chromadorea; Rhabditida; Rhabditidae. The record is from RefSeq and is a predicted model, not a curated record.
AUGACAGUUUCCUACGCUUUAUCUGUAUCUUCUGCUCGUUAUUCAGCCUUUUUGAGAUUACUUCGAAAAUGGAAAGGAUCAGUUGUGAAGGCUGUUUGGGCGGAGCUUCUUGUUUGGAUCUGUUUAUAUGCUACGAUUUCUAUUAUUAUUUUCUGGAUCAUUCCCACGCAAUAUAGAACGGCUCUGAACAAAGAGGCUGCUCGCUUGGACAAUUUACUUGGAAUACUGGACAUCAAGUUCAUGCUCGGUUUCUUUGUAACAAUAGUUGUCGAUCGAUGGAAAACUAUUUUACAGAACAUUAGUUUUAUUGAAACAGUUGCUCUGUCAGUGAGCACAAUUAUUAGAGGAACAGAUGACAAUUCUCGUUUAGCCAGAAGAUCGAUUAUUCGGUAUUUGGUCUUAUCGCAGGCAAUGGUGUAUCGAGACAUUUCAAUGAGAGUCCGUCGACGUUUUCCCACAAUGAAAAGUUUAAUGGAGGCAGGAUUUAUAUUUGAAAACGAGCUUCAUGAAUUGGAACAGACUGAAACAGGAUACAACAAAUAUUGGGUUCCAGUCAACUGGUGCAACUCGAUUGUAUGGAGAAUGCAGGAGCAAAAGUAUAUUGAGGCUCCAGUGUCAACUAAUAAUGUUUUGAAUAACAUUCGAGAUUUCCGAACUCAACUCGAAAACUUGUGUAAAUUUGAUUGGGUGCCAAUCCCCAUAGCCUAUCCACAGAUUGUAUUCCUCGCCGUUCGAAUUCACUUCUUUUUCACAUUGUUCACGAGACAAUAUAUUCCAUUGGAAACUGACGAAUUCCUGUGGUACAGAUGUAUUCCAUUGAUUCCUGCGACGUCGUUCUUUCUUUAUUUGGGAUGGAUGAAAGUGGCAGAAGCACUUUUGAAUCCAUUCGGAGAGGAUGACGAUGAUUUUGAGGGGAAUUGGGUUAUUGAUAAGAAUAUUAAGACAGGGAUGCAAAUAGUCGACGAUAGUCACGGAGAAUGUCCAAUUCUCAACAUCGAUCAGUUUUCUGAUCCUAAAUUUGGUCCGAUGUACCCUAGUAUUCUCGUAGAACAUCCUCAUGUUUAUCAAGGAUCAGCAGCCGAUGUUGUUAUUCCGGAAUCAGAAAAGUCAAAAAUGGUUCACGUGGAUAGCAAGACGAGUGUCGCAUCUGGAGAAUCGAAAGAGAGACAAUCGUCGAUUCGAAGAAGAUUCCGAAGAUUGAGUAGUCGAUUGAACCUUAGAAGAAGUGAAUCUCAGCCACCACACUCAAAAGGUCAGACUAUAAAAUCGCCUGGUGCCGAGAGUACUCAUAGUGCUUUUAGUAAUUUACAAUUCGUAACUGAAGAAAACGAGGAUCCAAGAUUCGAAUUGAGAAUUGACAUGGACGAGAAUAGUGAUAAAAAAGAUAAAAAAGAUAAUAAACUGCCAUAA